AUGGCGCCCAUCGCCCUAGCCCUCAACGGGCUGCGCAGGCAGCCUCAACUUCAUCUUGUUUCCAACGAAGACUCCGUUUACGAACAAGACAUUCUCCGGGAUCCUGGCAGCGUCAAGCCCUGGCUGGCAUAUAUCGACUUUAAGAUGCGACAUGGCACUGCGGUCGAACAGGCAUUCGUCAUGGAGCGGGCUUGUGUCCAGCUACCUCGAUCCUAUAAGCUGUGGAAACUGUAUCUCGUAUUCCGAGUGAAGCAUGUAGCCAAGUUGAACCCCACCAUCUUCGCGGCCGAGUACCGCAAGGUCAAUGCCCUCUUCGAGCGAGCUCUGAUCCUCCUCAAUAAAAUGCCCCGGAUAUGGGAAAUGUACCUCAAGUUUCUCACUCAGCAGCCACUAGUCACCCUCACCCGCCGAACCUUCGAUCGCGCCCUGAGAGCCCUUCCGAUCACUCAACACAACCGCAUCUGGUCCGUGUACCGACCCUUCGCCAAUUCUGCCGCCGGCGAGACUGCCGUGAAGAUUUGGAGGCGAUAUAUGCAAGUCCAUCCUGAGGAUGCCGAGGACUUCAUUGAACUUCUUGUUCAGACUGGUCUUUAUACAGAAGCGGCAGUGAAGUUCAUUGAUAUCCUCAACAAUACCCGCUUUGUCAGCAAGCAUGGAAAGGGUCACUUCGAAUUAUGGAGCGAGAUGGUGGACAUGCUAGUUGAGCAUGCCGCUGAGAUCGAAACAGGCUACGAGACGGGAAUCGAUGCAGAGCGCAUUAUCAGAAGCGGAAUUGCCCGGUUCGCCGAUCAAAGAGGCAAGCUUUGGGCUGGUCUUGCAACCUACUGGAUCCGACGAGGCAGUUUCGAGCGUGCAAGAGACGUUUUCGAGGAGGGUAUUACCACAGUCAUGACUGUCCGCGACUUUACCCUCAUAUUUGAGUCUUACACGGAGUUUGAAGAGUCAAUUAUUGGCGCCCUCAUGGAGGUUGCCUCUGCUCGAGCCGAAAAAGGAGUGGAAGAUGAGGAGGCUGAUUUCGAGUUGGACAUACGGAUGAUGCGAUUCGAACAACUCAUGGAUCGACGACCCUUUCUUCUUAACGAUGUUCUUUUGCGACAGAAUCCAAACAGCGUUCCGGAGUGGGAAAAGAGAGUGGCCCUCUGGGGUGAGAAUAAGCGGGAGGUGGCCCAAACGUAUACCGAUGCGAUUGCGGCUAUCCAACCGAAACGCGCCGUUGGCGCGUUCCACCAGCUCUGGGCCAGUUACGCAAAGUUUUAUGAACAUGGGGGUGAUCUGCGGGACGCCCGAAUCAUCAUGGAAAAGGCUGUUAAGGUUCCCUUCAAGUCUGUUGCGGAAUUGGCAGACAUGUGGAUUGAGUGGGCGGAAAUGGAGCUGCGCAAUGAGAACUUCGACGAUGCUGUGCGAAUCAUGGCGAAGGCCGUCCAAGCCCCCAAGCGAUCCACUGUCGACUACUUUGAUGAGACGCUCACGCCUCAACAGAGAGUCCACAAGAGCUGGAAGCUGUGGAGCUUCUAUGUUGACCUCGUAGAGAGUGUCUCGACACUGGAAGAGACUAAGAAGGUCUAUGAGCGCAUAUUUGAGCUGCGUAUCGCGACUCCCCAAACCGUUGUCAACUAUGCGAACCUUCUGGAGGAGCACAAAUACUACGAGGAGUCGUUUAAGAUUUACGAACGCGGCCUGGACCUCUUCAGCUACCCAGUAGCCUUCGAGUUGUGGAACUUAUACCUUACCAAGGCCGUUGACCGCAAGAUUGGGAUCGAGCGAUUGCGCGAUCUUUUCGAACAAGCUGUCGAGGAUUGCCCGCCCAAGUUCGCCAAGACCAUAUAUCUCAUGUAUGGUAACCUGGAAGAGGAACGCGGCUUGGCCCGGCAUGCAAUGAGGAUAUAUGAGCGAGCAACGAGAGCUGUCGCGGACGAAGACCGAGCUGACAUGUUCAACUUGUAUAUCACCAAGUCGGCAUCUAACUUUGGUCUACCGUCAACCCGACCAAUUUAUGAGAGGGCGAUUGCAGCUCUUCCGGAUAGCGAGGCUAAGGAUAUGUGCCUUAAGUUUGCAGACAUGGAGAAGAGGUUGGGUGAGAUCGACCGUGCGCGUGCUAUCUAUGGACAUGCCUCGCAAUUCUGCGACCCCCGGACGAACCCUGAGUUUUGGACAAAGUGGGAGCAAUUUGAAGUCCAACAUGGCAAUGAAGAUACCUUCAAGGAAAUGCUACGGAUCAAGCGAAGCGUCCAAGCACAAUACAACACAGACGUCAACUUCAUUGCAUCCCAGGCUUUGGCCCGCAGCCAACGUCGGCCUGGUGCGGACGAUGCCGAGGUCUCUGAUGCCAUGGCAGCACUGGAGAGACAGUCACGGGCACCUCAGGGUUUCGUCGCGGCGAGUACUGGACCCAAAGGGGAUCCCUCAGUGCCAACGGCCGUCGUCACGUCGAACCCAGAUGCGAUUGAUAUUGACGGUCUUGAUGAUUAA
Molecule: messenger RNA, 2469 nt
Organism: Ilyonectria robusta
Lineage: Eukaryota; Fungi; Ascomycota; Sordariomycetes; Hypocreales; Nectriaceae
Exons: 3
Coding region: 1-2469 (822 amino acids)
Biological process (GO): generation of catalytic spliceosome for first transesterification step; mRNA splicing, via spliceosome
Cellular component (GO): Prp19 complex; U2-type catalytic step 2 spliceosome; post-mRNA release spliceosomal complex
Molecular function (GO): protein binding
Source: RefSeq, a predicted model, not a curated record